Spodoptera frugiperda (fall armyworm) is the source of this 3750-nucleotide messenger RNA. RefSeq names its product zinc finger protein ZFP2-like. The record is from RefSeq and is a predicted model, not a curated record. Gene Ontology annotation, molecular function: RNA polymerase II cis-regulatory region sequence-specific DNA binding; DNA-binding transcription factor activity, RNA polymerase II-specific. Bases 109 to 1098 code for a protein of 329 amino acids. The transcript has 7 exons. Gene Ontology annotation, biological process: regulation of transcription by RNA polymerase II. Lineage: Eukaryota; Metazoa; Arthropoda; Insecta; Lepidoptera; Noctuidae. Gene Ontology annotation, cellular component: nucleus.
UAACCCACUACACAGAAAAUAGAAAACCAAAAUGGCGGUCGACAUAGAAAAUUAAUAUCAGUUUUUAACAUCAAAUUAGUAAUCUGUGCCCGUCGUAAUAUCUUCGCCAUGUCUGACGAUAUGUUCUAUUGCUCCUUCGUGAGUAUUCACUAUAUAAUCUGUGAAUGUGGCGAAACUUUCCCAAAUGAAGAUGAGUUGAAAAAUCAUUUGGAACGCGAUCAUGCAAUGAAAAAGGAGAAAAAGGAAAUUAAAUGCGGCGUCUGUGAUGCUCUAUUCAGUACGGAGGAGGCGUGCAUCGAGCACUGUGAGAGCAACCACAUUGAGAUCAAGCAAGAGCAUGAUUAUGAUGAGUACGUCGUGGAGGAGACACAGGAAGAGGAGCUCGGAGAGCCCACCGAGAUAAUCUACGAGGAAAUUAUAGAGGAACCGGAGCCUCCGAAGCCUAAAGCUAAGAUCAAGAAGGAACGCAAGCCCAAGUCUCAUUAUAAUGUGAAGAAUAUUGUCUGCGAGGUCUGCGGGAAGAGAUACGCUUCCAACGCAGCGUUGAGAUAUCACCAGCGAGUCCACACCGGCGAGCGGCCGUACAAAUGCACACAAUGCGCCAAGAGUUUCACCAUGCCACUGUUCCUACAGAUUCACACCCGCACCCACACGGGAGAGCGUCCGUACGAGUGCCCGCUGUGUCCGAAAGCAUUUAGCAAUAAGGCUGCGUUACUGAGACAUGAUCGGGUACACACAGGUAUAAAACCUUACGAGUGCCAUGAAUGUGGCAAGUUCUUCACUCAGUCCAAUUCACUGAAGCUCCACAUCAACACGGUUCACUUGAAGAUGCCUGCUCCGUACAAGAGCAAGUCCAGGAGAAACAAGGCCAAGGAGAGAGAGAUGCUGCGAGCUGCUAUAUUGAGGGUCAUGGAUAGUGAGGAUAGUACUGCAGUGCAAACGAUAAGCGAGCCAAAUGAAAUGCAAAUACAACAAGAGGAACACUAUAUGACGCCCGAGGUAUACACUAUAAAACCUGAACAGAUUGAGGAGAGCGAGAUUUUAUAUGAAGAUGUGGAUUCCAGAGAAAUUACUUAUGAAGUAGUUUAUGAACAGUAAUUAUAGGCCUAUGCUGGACUAUGAGCCUCCUCUACAUUAUUUUUGACGAGACAACGUCUUAUAAAACAUGACUCAAGCGUCGUUACCUCGCUCUGAGGCGAUCCAUGUAAGGCUUGGAUUUUUGUUGGGAAACACGUUGAAAUUUUUAAGGAUCACAAUGACUUUUACACUUAUAUCAGAACACACAUCAACAGCCUAUAAGUUGGCCACUGCUGACCAAAGGCCUCUUCUCACCUAAAAAGGUUUGAGCAUUUAGUGCAAGCGAGAGCGUGGAACGUGCGAGAGAGAAGAAAAAUCAGCCUUCGCAUCUCUCUCUCUUGCUUCAUAAUGCGUCUCCGUGGACGACUGCUAUGCUAUAAGUACUAUAGGCGUAGCCAGGUUUUAGUUUCGACACAGGUUCAAGAAAGUAGACCCAUGAAAAAAAAACUUAAUACAUGACAAAAAAAACUAUUUAUGUUAUAAACAGAUUCAUAGGUAGUCAUAGAGACCUUUGCCAAACAGGGGAUGUACUAUGCUAACUAGAAAAAUAACGCUCUGUAAUGUCUAGGUACGCAUUUUUCGGGGGGGGGGGGGGUUUGAACCCCCAAAACCCCCCUGGCUACGCCUAUGAUAAGUACAUUUACAUGUUUUGCUCGAGUAUCAAAGUGCAGUGAAAAGUGUAUAUGGAGGUUAAAGAUACUGUUUUGUUUGAAAAUGCUACCGUUUCAUCAGUAUUUUUUCUUAAGACGUUGUCACGUUCAACUAUAGUCAGUGAACCGACUUUACAGACAAUUUCUUUUAAGUCUUUGACUGCCAAUAGAAAACUGUUGAAGGCACAUCCUCCGCUAACGUCGGUCACCGGUGACUACCACGGCGUUCAAUGUGUUAAUGGGACAACCCUGAUUAACCUCCGGAGUAGAAGACUUAUUUGGUUGUCAAGACUUGAUGAGAAGGAGUAGGAAUGGGGUGGUGUUUAACCAGAUUUAGAUAGAUGAGGUCCAGUAAGGCUGAUGCCUGAUCCGGAGCUGCGGACUACCUAGCGGGUUACCGGGGCUCCGGCUAUAAAAGCAGAAGUAGGAACGGGGUGGUUUUUAGUCAGUAAGAGAUAGUCCCUCUCGCCUUACCCAAGCCGGGAGAAGACAUUGGAUGAUGUUCACGCCUAAAAAAAGCCUACACAACUCCUAUGCACCAGGAUCUACAGUAGAUACAACCAUGCAAACACCGGAACACUGAAGUCCAACGUCCCAGGGACAUGAAUGACUGUCUUGGAUCCCGCAACGAAAUAAAUCAGAAGAUAUUAUUAGAGGAGAAAGAAUGAAAUGGUUUCCACUCCUCUCUAUACAUAUAGGCUUUUACAUAAUCUCCACGCUUUGUGGAGAUCUGAGAUCUCUAGUAAGUUCCUUAACCGGGUGUGUGAUACCCGCGGGGAGAGCUGGUGACUAAUGUGUUGUCUACAGUCAUUAUAUUGUGUAAAUAAUUGUCUAAAAUAGUUAAAUUAUAAAGAGUUAGAAUGAAAUUUUGUAUGUAUGUGUAACGCUUAUAAGAUAGUUUAAAUGUACUAUAUAGGGUGACUGGUAAUUAGUGAACGAUAUUUAAACACGUGAUUGUACUCAUGAUUACAAACAACUUUCCCGAAGAAACUGUUUUUGUAUACUCAUUAGUUUUAUUUUUAUUACAAUAACAAAACAAUAUUUCGCGCAGCGAUGCGCCCGCGUUAUCUGACUAAUGCCCGAAUACUCAAACGCUACUCAAUUUUAAGACGCUCUUAAAUGUAGUUCUGUCCCUAUCAAUUCUUUAUAAAAUGACAGAGAUAGCACGAUAUUUAAGUACAACUUGAAAUUGAGUAGCUUUUGAGUAUUCGGGCGUAAGACUAGGUAGGAUAUUUUGGAACUUUACGCGCGCGUGCUAAUGAAAUUUUGUUAUUUGUAAUCAUGAGUACAAUCACGUGUUUAAAUAUCGUUCACUAAUUACUAGUCACCAUAUAUUAAGGGCUGGUUUUUCAAAUAUAAUUUUAUCUUUAUAUCAAUGAAAGAAAGAAAGAAAAUACGUUUAUUUAGCACAGACAGGAGAAGUGUUGAUUCGUAUAAUUUUCAGAACUACUGGGGGCCUACUCCGGUUCUCGAAUGCGAAGUUUCGUUUAAUCUUCGGCCGUAGGUUUUAUUGAUUUACUAAUAGAAUUACAUGAAAUAACGUUUUAUUUGUAAUUUUAUAUCAAAACCUAUUUAUUUUCUCUCACAUUAUCCUCUAUUUCAUUGUCUGGACUUUAAAAGAGACUAUGACCUCUGAGUUUGUUUCGGCAUUUAUUCUCAGAGUAGUCGGAUAGGAAAUGCCGGCCUCAUCUAGCUAUUUAAGAGAUUGACGUGUAAAAGUGUUAUUUUAUAACCUACUUACAGAAAUAAAUAUCAUUUAACAUUUAUCUUCAUUUCAUUCGUUCAUUUUUGUUCACGAAAGUUCGCAAUAAAUAGAAUUGCAGUAUGCAAUCUGCGAAGUUUUUUCGUUCGUUCGUUGAAUUAGAGUACGCCUUCUGUUCUCAAAUAAGUCUGUAAAACAUCACGCUACGAUCAAUAGGAGCAGAGAAACGCCAGCUAGUUAUAUGCCGUUGAAAAACCAGCCUUUAUGAUGAUGUUUAUUUAUGUAAAAAUUUAAGUAAAUAAAAUUCUUUUUCAAACUUGA